Molecule: messenger RNA, 1453 nt
Organism: Orbicella faveolata
Lineage: Eukaryota; Metazoa; Cnidaria; Anthozoa; Scleractinia; Merulinidae
Source: RefSeq, a predicted model, not a curated record
GAAAUAACAGACAAAAAAAAAGCCCCGCACCUUCGCCACGCGAGGAAUUUCAUUACUACAUUGUGGUAUUUGUAAAAGUAUUAAAGUAUUAGUUUCAGUCUGUUUUGUUUUAAUGUUUCUUUUUUUUAUGACCCCUACAAGGUUCUCACGAUACUGGGAAAAAAAACAAUAAUAAGGAUACUCGUGCCAGAACAGCGGGUAUUUGUCAUUCUUGGCUUUAAUUGAAGGUUGAAGUUUCUUCCAAACAAUGACAGAUCAAUUAAUAACGGUUUCGCUUUACAGUUAUGUCUUGGCAUAUCCCGUAUACAGGAACACGAAACUGCUGCUAAAAGGAAAUGAAACGUUCAGUUUACACGACAAUCGAGCUUGUUCAGACAACUGUUUGUUAAUUAGAGCCGACCAUGGAACCAAACAAGAAAACUUCCUCCAAAUGUGGCGACGUUCUCCUCAAAGGUUCUUCGUUUCUGUCCUUUAUUUCGUUGUUGUUGAUUGUUGCGCUGUUUUUGAGAAUGGAAUCGAUCAACAGGAAAACAGAGAUAAACGAACUGCGAAUUUCGAAAGUGGAAAGCCGCAUCGAUAUCAGAUCACAGCAAACAACAGAUCACAGAAACGAAAUGGACACACCAGAGUAUACCGAAAAGACAACAAACACCAAAGUUCGCCGCAGCUUGAUCUCUGUCAGCAACAAAUCUCUCAGCGUAGAAGAUGUCCGUAGUGAAAUCACCAAACAGUUCAAUAAACUCAAACCAGCAUCACUGUGUCAGCCAUUGGAAAAAGUGUGCGUCCCAGGACCUCCCGGUCAGAAAGGAAGCAAAGGUUCCCGAGGAAGACGAGGAGUGCAAGGCGCCAAGGGUAAAAAGGGAAAGCAAGGCAUCAUGGGUUUGCCUGGUAGACACGGUCAGCAAGGCAUUAUGGGAAAUCAAGGAGAAAAAGGAGAAAAGGGUGAAAAAGGUGAUACUGGACCCAGAGGGUUCAUGGGAUUGAAGGGAGAUCCUGGUGAAUCCAUUUCAUCUCCAGAGGUUACUGUAUCACCUGUCACUCAAACAGUCACUCAGAACCAGACCGCUACAUUUAACUGCUCGGUUAGAGGAAGCCCAAAACCUAAGGUGACCUGGAGCAAAGUCAAUGGUUCUCUUGUGGCAGGGAGCUUUGUCAGCGAUAAAAAUGGCGCCCUUAAAAUAACCAAGUCAACAUUCAGUGACUCAGGAGAUUAUAUGUGUAUAGCAGUGAACGUUUUAGGAAGUGAUGAGAGGACUGCUACACUUAUUGUGGAAGGUAAAAAAAAAAAAAAAAAACUUUCUUAAGUUGUUUACUUUAUCGUUGUGGCUGUUCAAUGUUAGUUUCAUUAAUUUAUUUCACCGGGUUUAAACUUGACAAUUGAAUAACGACAGUUAAUAAAUUGAGUGAUUUUAAUGCCUUUGUGCAUCUGUCAUCGCUUUCACAGCGUUUAAAC